Molecule: messenger RNA, 1599 nt
Organism: Gorilla gorilla gorilla (western lowland gorilla)
Lineage: Eukaryota; Metazoa; Chordata; Mammalia; Primates; Hominidae
Product: serine/threonine-protein kinase MARK2-like
Exons: 4
Biological process (GO): intracellular signal transduction
Cellular component (GO): cytoplasm
Molecular function (GO): protein serine/threonine kinase activity
Source: RefSeq, a predicted model, not a curated record
AUGAGGGACCCGUGGGUGAACAGUGGUCAGGAGUUGCCUCUGACAACAUAUGAAGAACAAAUCCUGGACCACUUAUACCCCAAAACAACCCAGCUCUUGGUGGCCAUGGGAUUCCAGGCCGAGAUCCUAUCCAUGGCAAUCAAAGAAGAAUUGUUCAGUUUUCCCAUGGCCUCCUACAUUAUUUUGGAAGAAACAAAACGAAAGAAGCAGUUUACUAUCAGACCACAGUCCCUUCCUUUUGGGGUUCCCAACUGUUUUUCCCUAUCCAUUGAAGUUUCCACCUUUUUUCUCCCACUGAAGUGGACUCAUAGCAUUCAGCAGAGGAGCCCCUUUCUGGCCAGUGCACCUGCUGGCGUGCAGAGAAGCCAGAGAGCUUCAAUCAAGCCCCCCCAGUGUGAUCCUGUGGCGUCUCUCUCCAUCCAGCGCACCAGCAGCAGUAGUGGAGACCCAGAAAUAUCCCUGGCUCAACAAGCCCCCCAGCAUGACCCUGUGGCCUUUCCCUCCACCCAGAGCACCAGCAGCAGUGGUGCAGACCCAGAAACUACCCAGGCUCAACAAGGCCCCCAGCAUGACCCUGUGGCCUCCCCCUCCACCCAGAACACCAGCAGCAGUGGCGGAGACCCAGAAACGUCCCUGGCUCAACAAGCCUUCCAGUAUCAGCCUGUGGCCUUCUUCUCCACCCAGAGCACCAGUAGCAGUGGCGGAGACCCAGAAACGUCCCUGACACAGCAACAACCAUCCCAGGACGCCAGUGUCAUUCAAGCUGGGCAGGCUGAGGCUGUGACGUCAGCCUCGCCAACAAGAAGCUGUACAGCCAUAGCAAAUAAAUUUCACAUAGAGAGAGACCUGAACCUGGAAAUUAUUGUCCCUGAUGAGGACGGUAACAUUAAGAUCGCGGACUUCAGCUUCCGUACCACAUUCCAUGAGAAACAGAAGCUGAUAGCCCUUUGUGGCACCUACCCCUGCAUGGCCCUGGAACUCUUCCUGGGCCAGGGCUACCAGUGCCCUGCCAUGAAUGUUUGGAGCCUCGGAUGGACUCAUAGCAUUCAGCAGAAGAGCCCCUUUCUGGCCAGUGCACCUGCCGGCCUGCAGAGGAAGCCAGAGAGCUUCAAUCAAGCCGCCCAGUGUGAUCCUGUGGCCUCUCUCUCCACCCAGAGCAUCAGCAGCAGUAGUGGAGACCCAGAAAUAUCCCUGGCUCAACAAGCCCCCCAGCAUGACCCCAUGGCCUCCCCUUCCACCCAGAACACCAGCAGCAGUGGUGGAGUCCCAGAAAUGUCCCUAGCUCAACAAGCCCUUCAGCGUGACCCUGUGGCCUCCCCCUCCACCCAGAGCAACAGCAGCAGUGGUGGAGUCCCAGAAACGUCCCUGGCUCAACAAGCUCCCUAGCAUAACCCUGUGGCCUUUCCUUCCAUCCAGAGCACCAGCAGCAGUAGUGCAGACCCAGAAACAUCUCUGGCUAAACAAGCCCCCCAGCAUGACCCUGUGGCCUCCCCCUUCACCCAGAGCACCAGCAGCAGUGGUAGAGACACAGAAACUUUUCUGCCUCAACAACCAUCGCAGAAAGCCAGUGUCUUCCAAGCUGGGCAGCCGAGGCUAUGA